GUGUUCUAGCUUUCUAACUCUGUUACGUCCUGGCUGUGUGACUCUCACCCUUGGGUCGACCUCUCUGAGCCCCCGUGUCUGCUGUGAAACGCACACCUUGAGUCCCUGGGCAGAUCCGGGACCUGGCUGCUGACACACUCAGCACAUAGGUAUCGGAGUCGAUGGUGGCUGCCACUUAUUUUUGUUGUUAUUGUUAUUCCCAUGUACAAGGUGCUGUUGGGAACACACAGGAAGUGACUGGCUGGGGGUCGGGGAAGGCUCCGUAGAAGAGGGAACACUUGAGCUGGGUCUUGAAGGAUGAGUAGAAGUUCACCAAGUGGGAAGGCACACUCUAGGAUGGCCGAGCCUCGAUUUAACAACCCCUACUUCUGGCCCCCUCCUCCCACCAUGCCCAGCCAGCUGGACAACCUGGUCCUGAUUAACAAGAUCAAGGAGCAGCUGAUGGCUGAGAAGAUCCGGCCGCCUCACCUGCCACCCACGUCGGCCUCGUCACAGCAGCCACUGCUUGUGCCGCCGGCGCCCGCCGAGAGCAGCCAGGCCGUGAUGUCGCUGCCCAAGCUGCAGCAGGUGCCAGGGCUGCACCCGCAGGCCGUGCCACAGCCCGACGUGGCGCUGCACGCGCGGCCAGCCACCAGCACGGUCACAGGUCUGGGGCUGUCCUCCCGGACUCCGGCUGUGAGCACGUCCGAGUCGAGCACGGGCACAGGCACGGGUACCGGCACGGGCACCAGCACCCCGUCCACGCCCACCACCACCAGCCAGAGCCGCCUCAUCGCCUCGUCCCCCACCCUCAUCUCAGGGAUCACCAGCCCCCCCCUCCUGGACUCCAUCAAGACAAUCCAGGGCCACGGCCUGCUCGGCCCCCCCAAGUCUGAGCGUGGCCGCAAAAAGAUCAAGGCAGAGAACCCAGGUGGCCCGCCGGUCCUCGUCGUCCCCUACCCCAUCCUGGCCUCGGGCGAGACUGCAAAGGAGGGCAAGACGUACAGGUGUAAGGUUUGCCCGCUGACCUUUUUCACCAAGUCUGAGAUGCAGAUCCACUCCAAGUCGCACACAGAGGCCAAGCCCCACAAGUGCCCGCACUGCUCCAAGUCCUUUGCCAACGCCUCCUACCUGGCCCAGCACCUGCGCAUCCACCUGGGCGUCAAGCCCUACCACUGCUCCUACUGUGAUAAGUCCUUCCGACAGCUCUCCCACCUCCAGCAGCACACCAGAAUCCACACAGGCGACAGACCCUACAAGUGCCCACAUCCUGGCUGCGAAAAGGCUUUCACUCAGCUCUCCAACCUCCAGUCUCACCAACGCCAGCACAACAAGGACAAGCCCUACAAGUGUCCCAACUGCUACCGGGCCUACUCAGACUCCGCCUCCCUGCAGAUCCACCUCUCGGCCCACGCCAUCAAGCACGCCAAGGCCUACUGCUGUAGCAUGUGCGGGCGGGCCUACACCUCGGAGACCUACCUGAUGAAGCACAUGUCCAAACACACGGUGGUGGAGCACCUGGUGAGCCAUCACUCUCCCCAGAGGACCGAGUCCCCAGGCAUCCCGGUGCGAAUCUCCCUCAUCUGAGCCCCGCCCGGCCUGCCGGCCCACACCAACCCAGGCUGCACCAGGCCCCGACGCCCUCCAGGGGCCCUCCGGGAACCACCAGGCGCUCUCACGACCUUCCCGACCUUCCAGAAAGCGUGGUCCACAGAAGCCCUGCCCGGUCCAGCUCCGAGGACGGCCAGGCCAGCUGCGAGGUCCUGCAGUGUCCGGUGGCAUCCAAAGACGAUCUCAGAGCAACUUUGAACCUCUGCUGGGUUUUCUUUCUGUUUCCCGCCCUUCACUUGCUUCACUGAUUUUUUUUUUUUUUUAAGUUUGUUUUGGAAAUAACAGAAAAAAAAAAAGAAGAUAUUUAUUGGUCAGGAAGUUGGUGCUGCUAAGACCGAGACAUGAAAAGAACUGGACGGAUGGAGGCAGAGAAGCAGAGGGCAACGUGGGACCUCCUCUAACCGGGCCUUGAAGGAAGGAUCAGGCCUGGGUCUGCAAAGGGGACCCCCGGGUGAGAGCGGGCAGGAAGCCGCCGGAGCGAGCCCCUCGUCCCUGGCUGCCUGGCCCGGCCCUCCGGGGGCUGCAGCGGCGGCCGGGACUGGCCAGGCUUCAGCAAGCGGAGACGAGAGAGGGGCCGGGGAGAUCCGCAGGACCAAAGGGUGCAGUGAUGGGCUGUGGGGCCGGGGUGGGCUGGGUGAGACCCGGCCCCUCCCCUGUCGCCCUGAAGACCACCCCAGUCUACCUCGGUGCUGGCCGGGAAACCUAUGGGCUACCUCUCCUGCCACCCCAGGCUGUGGGCAGGGGCCUGGGCAGGGAGCGCGCCUGGGACCAGGACCCCUGUAGGGUUUCCUCCAGAUGGGGACAGUGCCCAGGGAGGGGGUUGGUUGCCUUCCCUGCCAUCGGGGGGGGGGGCUCCCCAGCCCCCCUGAGCCCAGGGGAAGAGGGUCCCAGGAGCAGGCCGUGCCCCCAGCCCCCACAGACACACCCCAAUCUGAAAGCCAUGCGUGUCCGUGUAUAUAGGAACCAUGUACAGAGCCCGGAGAAGCCCCCCACGUUCCCCCGGGGAAUAAAAGAAAGCUAGACAGAAACUCAUCUAUAUAUUCUGUAUUGGAGUUCCGUUUUGAAUAUUAACUGUGUUAUUUUUAUACACUUUUUAAGCCUUAACUCGCCAUUGAUUUCCCAGUUUGACGAUUCCUGGGGUUUCUCCUCCCACGGGGGUCUCUGCCUCCACCCCACCCCUUGUUUGACUUGCGUCGUCCGAAUCUCAGUAUUGUAGCUUCUCGUCCGCAUGUUACUGCCCUGUAAAUACGCUGUGAUCCAUGCUGUUAACACCCCUUUGCUUUUUAAUAUGGGACCUCCAGGCCACCGUACUUAGAAACUAGUUACCUUAUUAAAAAAAAGAAACCGUCUGUUGGCUUCUCCGUCUGCAUCUUGGUGGCAGGGAGGUGAGGGCAGGCGCCCCUCAGGCUGUUCAGGAAGGAAGUUCGCGUCUGGGGAAGGAAAGGGGUGGGGAGCAAGGAGGAAAAUCAAGUGUGGGGGGAAAAGACACUAAAGGGGGCAAGAAGCG
This is a messenger RNA of Lepus europaeus (European hare), 3097 nucleotides long. RefSeq names its product zinc finger protein 362 (gene ZNF362). The record is from RefSeq and is a predicted model, not a curated record. Gene Ontology annotation, cellular component: nucleus. The coding region runs from base 298 to 1566 and encodes 422 amino acids. Lineage: Eukaryota; Metazoa; Chordata; Mammalia; Lagomorpha; Leporidae. The transcript is spliced from 8 exons. Gene Ontology annotation, molecular function: DNA-binding transcription factor activity, RNA polymerase II-specific; RNA polymerase II cis-regulatory region sequence-specific DNA binding. Gene Ontology annotation, biological process: regulation of transcription by RNA polymerase II; central nervous system development.